Molecule: messenger RNA, 1834 nt
Organism: Drosophila obscura
Lineage: Eukaryota; Metazoa; Arthropoda; Insecta; Diptera; Drosophilidae
Exons: 2
Coding region: 83-1240 (385 amino acids)
Source: RefSeq, a predicted model, not a curated record
CUCACAACUUAUUCGAGAGCAGUGAUAUUUAUAAGUAUACAGCAGCCAACACAGAAUUUAAAUUUAGUAUCAAUCCAGAAAAAUGCCAGCAAAGAGCGCACAAAAUAUCAAAACAUUUGGCAAGACUGUGCCGGGGCCAGCGGGAAACAAUGCCAUGGGACGCAAGACCAAGCCGACGACACCAUCAAAAUUAAGUUUGCCAGAGUGGCCCCUGCACAAGCGCAGCGGUGGGCGCCCCUUUCGCCACAAGACGACCGAAGGCUCUGAUGGCGACUCGGACAGCAGCACGGCUCUCUGUCAUGUUGUGCCCGUACGCCAGAAGCCGCUGGCCGCGUACAUGCAUCUGGAGAGUGCGAGCCCUAGGGCGGUCGGUGCCAACGUAACGCCAGGCAUCAGCUAUGCGGCGGCCGUCGAGAGUGUCGUUUCGCCCAAGCAAAUGGUGAAUGUCAAAAUGGCCAUACCGCCACGUGUCAAGAAGCAGCCGAGGCCAGCCAAGAACAACAGGAGGGCAGCGAUCGAUCCAAACUUUACGAUAUUCGACGAGGAGGAGCCCAAGCCGCAUCUGGUCAUUCUAUAUGCCAAGGAGGCGACUCCACCUCGACCCCUGAAAGUUAGACCGACACCCCGUGCCGAGACAAAUCCUGUUGAAGAGAUGCAGAAGCAAAAGAGUCAUCAAAAACAGACCGUGAAAGUGCUCCCGAAGCUGCUCAAGUCGCAAAAGUUUUUCCAGAGAGAGCCGCCAGAGACUGCACCGCAGGAUGAGCCACAGAAUGAGUUCCAGGAACCCCAGAAUGAGCUUCAAAAUGACUCACAAAAUGAGCUCCAAAUGGUCAUGUCUGAAUCGUUUUCGACCGAAACCGACUUUAGUGGCUUGGAACUGGAAUUUCUAGGCAUUUCCUUCCAAAGUACCGAGUCUGAAGAUACAUUCGAUUUAAUGGCAGCGCCAAUAGAGCUGACUAGGGCCAAUAGGAAGAAAGGAGUGCCUUCUCCGGAGUUUACCGAUUGCCCAAGUUAUCUCAGCUAUCACCUACGCAGGUUGCAACAAAUUUUGGCCACUCAGUGCUCAGAUUCUUUCUGGAACGAGGUGGCACUGUCCCAAAAGCCAAUUGAAUGCGAGCCCGUGAAUUUCCAGCUGAACGAGAGGCAAUUCCAACGGCCGGAUUUGGAGGCAGCUGCCUUUUUGGGACAGACUAGGGCCAUGCAACGUGCGUGGUUGAAUGGUGAUGUACUGAUAUCCUGAACAGACCUAGAUCACACCAAACCACUCUUUUUGUUUUUAUGUGUAUGUUCAAAUUUGAUGACACAUUUCAAAUUAACGGCCACGAACACGACGUGAACACGACACGGCCUGCCAGCCCGCCUGCAAUAAGUAAUACUGUAAAUAGCUCUGGUCCUGCCUUUCAGUAUUUUUCAGCCAAAAUAGUAUUUUUUAUACAAAAAUUGUACAAGUAUUUUAAUGAUCGAUUUGGAUAUAAGCAGCACUGCGGGCUCAGCGCAGAGAUGCGUUUGUAUUCAUCGUGACCGUUUAUGAUAUUUUAAAUACUUUAUGGUAUUUUUUGAUGCCAAAAUUGAGCAAAAAGUAUUUUAUUUUAUCAUGGUAUAUACUGGUAUACAAAAGUCCACAAGUUGACAAGCAACAAUGACGUCACAUUCCGGUACACAUUUUCGUUUUAUGCUUUGGCCGUUUUUGUUUGAACCUUAUUAUGUAAACAAUCCAAUGAAAAAGAGUUCUGAAAACUAGACAAUCCAGAACAAAAUUGAUUGAGGAAUUGGAUAAAAUUAUUUUUUUACGGCUGAGAGGGCGAACUAUCUAGUAAUAUUAAACUGAAUAUCA